Neurospora tetraspora is the source of this 1253-nucleotide messenger RNA. Its product is annotated as 40S ribosomal protein S4. The record is from RefSeq and is a predicted model, not a curated record. Gene Ontology annotation, biological process: translation. The transcript has 3 exons. Gene Ontology annotation, cellular component: cytosolic small ribosomal subunit; ribosome. Gene Ontology annotation, molecular function: RNA binding; structural constituent of ribosome. Lineage: Eukaryota; Fungi; Ascomycota; Sordariomycetes; Sordariales; Sordariaceae. Bases 127 to 912 code for a protein of 261 amino acids.
CGCCUGCCCACAGGCCGCUAGGGUUUUCGAGGCACAAAACACUUUUCAUAUUUACCUGGCCGGCCUCUUCGACGAACUUUCCCUCCCGAUUUUCUCGACCAGCAAAUCCAUUAGCCAACCGUCAAAAUGGGCAGAGGACCGAAGAAGCACCAGAAGCGCCUUAGCGCCCCCUCGCACUGGCUUCUCGACAAGCUGUCGGGUGUCUAUGCCCCCCGCCCUUCGGCUGGUCCUCACAAGCUCCGCGAGUGCAUGCCCCUCAUCGUCUUCGUGCGCAACCGCCUCAAGUAUGCGCUCAACUACCGUGAGACCAAGGCCAUCAUGAUGCAGCGCCUCAUCAAGGUCGAUGGCAAGGUCCGCACCGACAUCACCUACCCCGCCGGCUUCAUGGACGUCAUCACCAUCGAGAAGACUGGCGAGAACUUCCGUCUCAUCUACGACACCAAGGGCCGUUUCACCGUCCACCGCAUCCAGGAUGAGGAGGCCAAGUACAAGCUCGGCAAGGUCAAGCGCGUCCAGCUUGGCAAGGGCGGUAUCCCAUUCUUGGUUACGCAUGAUGCCAGAACCAUCCGCUACCCCGACCCCUUGAUCAAGGUCAACGACACUGUCAAGAUCAACAUUGAGACUGGCAAGAUCGAUGACUUCGUCAAGUUCGACACUGGUGCCAUCGCCAUGGUCACCGGCGGUCGUAACAUGGGCCGUGUUGGUGUCAUCACCCACCGUGAGCGUCACGAUGGUGGUUUUAACAUCAUCCACGUCAAGGAUGCCCUUGACAACACCUUCGCUACCCGCGAGUCCAACGUUUUCGUCAUCGGCUCCGAGAAGCCCUGGAUCUCCCUCCCCAAGGGCAAGGGUGUCAAGCUCUCCAUCGCUGAGGAGCGUGACCGCCGCCGCGCCAACGCUCUUGCCCACUAAAUGUGUGCAAGUGUGUUUUCUGGUGCUUCAUGACUAAGGAUUUCGGGCAUAACGGGGGCUUUUGGCUUGUUGAUACCUAACGAUUACUGAAAAAGCAUGCUGGGAUGGAGUUAAUACGGGAAUGUAAAUUUCAAGAUACCCGUCGCGUAAGAGCGACGACCCUUAGCUCCGUACCUAGGUAUUUCUAGUUUUAGAUGGAUGCCCAAACAUGGCUCCUGAUAACUGGAUCACAACAACCGGGCCCUCGUGCCCUUGCCUUAUUCAAACUCUGUCUGAUCCAUAUCAUCUCGCUAUUGUGAAUGCGAUGUGCUUACGUGUUGAAUUUUUUGGCGAGAUCUCUC